Molecule: messenger RNA, 1023 nt
Organism: Heterobasidion irregulare TC 32-1
Lineage: Eukaryota; Fungi; Basidiomycota; Agaricomycetes; Russulales; Bondarzewiaceae
Exons: 9
Coding region: 1-1023 (340 amino acids)
Source: RefSeq, a predicted model, not a curated record
AUGCAAUCCGCCAUCCAAGAUGGCGAGGCGCGCGGAAGGGUGUUAAGUCCCACUGCACGGCUCGCCGUCUUGGAUGGCAGAUUGCGUGCUGGCACCUUGGAUACUAACCUUCCUACUAAGAUUCACCCACUGCGCGGCCCGCCGUCUUGGACGGACGGCCAGACGCUCGGAGUGAUGUUGAGUGUAGGUUUGCUCACUAUACAGCCCACUGCGCGGCCCGCCGUCUUGGACGGCGGAUUGCGUGCUGGCACUUCGGAUAAUAACCUUGUUAUAGAGACUCAAUAUGCAGCCCGCCGUCCAAGACGCCCACUGCGCGGCUCGCCGUCUUGGACGCACGCCGUCCAAGACGGCGAGGCGCGCGGAGGGAUGUUGGGUGUAUGUUUGCUCACCAUGCAGCCCACUGCGCGGCCUGCCGUCUUGGACAGCGGAUUGUGUGCUGGCACUUUGGAUACUAACCUUGUUACAGAGACUCAAUACACAGCCCGCUGUCCGAGAUGGCGAGGUUCAUGGAAAAGGCCUCAUAGCAAUACCGCAGAGGCUCAGCCAAAGGGUGGUUCACAUCACAUGUGUAUGGCUGCCCGCGACCCAUCCAAGAAGCUAAAGUUGGUGCACAGGCUCGGCAGACGCAUGACUGCUGGACCGCACAAAAGUGCAAAUGAGGGGUCUGUGAGGCCUCCUUUAACGUGGGUUCAAACAUCUAGGGUGCAUGGCAAGAGGGGUAAGACAAAUGGUGGUGUAGUGCACACUGCGGGGCCACUCAUAGGUGCCAAAAGAGAUGAUGUUGGCAUGAUGGUGAGUCCCUCAAAAAGAAAGAGGGCAGUUGUCAAUGUGGAGGGGGCUCGCAAGCACAAGCACUCCAAAGACAAUAUACACCAUGAGGGUGAGGAGGUGAAGGUGGGGCUGUCAAGUGCACCUAUGGUGCACAGAAUAGAGGAGGAGGAGGAGGAGGAGGAGGGGGCUGACCUUAACAUGCACCUAGCAUACCUCCUAGGCCACGGUUGCACUCAAGAUGGUCACACAUGA